CGUUUAUCUCUUCUCUCUUAAUUUGAUUCCCUUGUGGGGACGGACUUGAAGAAAGUGGGAAACCGCCAUAAUUCCAGAGGUUGGCGAUAUUGAACGCCAAUUGCAGGUGUUCUCUCUGUUGUUCUUUCUCCGGUCUCUUAGAAUCACACUUCUAAGUUAAAGAAAAAAAUGGGAGGUGGAGAGAACAAUGUAAACAAUGAGAAAGGACUUUUCUCAAAUCUUGCUGGAUUUGCCAUGGGUCACUCAAUGGGACAGCACACACCUCCUUACAGUUCAUACCCUUAUAAUUAUGGAUAUUUACCACAAGGAUACCCACCAUCUGGUGGGUAUCCUCCGGGUGGUUACCCUCCUUCAGCAUAUCCUCCGGCAGUGUAUGGACACUCUUCCGGUUACCCACCAUCUGCAUAUCCUCCACAUGCCGGAUAUCCUCCACCAGGUGGUUACCCACCAUCAGCUUAUCCGGGACCAUCAUCUUAUAAUCAUCUAGUUCCAGGGCAUGGGUAUGGACAUGGGUCUGGACCUGGUAUGGGAACGGUAUUAGCUGGUGGUGCAGCAGCCGCAGCUGCUGCUUAUGGGGCUCAUCGAAUUGGCGGUUUUUAUGGUCAUCAUCCUCAUGGUGGCUUCUAUGGCAAUCAUCAUGGAAAGUUCAAACAUGGAAAGGGAAUGUUUGGGAAAAGAUACAAGCAUGGUAAGGGAAUGUUUGGUAAGCAUAAGUUGAUGAGGUUUAAGAAAUGGAAAUAAUAUAUUUAGAUUCUAAAUCUUAAAAACAUAAGUAAAUAAUAAGCUUGUGCUGAAUAAUGGAUUUAAUCCAGUAACAGUUUGUGGAAAACAAAAAACGAACAGACCCUUGUUUGAUUGUGCCAUCAUAUAUAUAUGUAUCUUGAAUGUAAUAUUUGAUUGCCAUUCUUUCUUAUAUUGACAAACUAUUUGGCCAAUUCUGGAAAUAUUCAAAAGAAUAAAGAACACACCUGUAACUUUGUUUGGUUCUGGAA
Molecule: messenger RNA, 992 nt
Organism: Impatiens glandulifera
Lineage: Eukaryota; Viridiplantae; Streptophyta; Magnoliopsida; Ericales; Balsaminaceae
Product: glycine-rich protein A3-like
Exons: 3
Coding region: 169-741 (190 amino acids)
Source: RefSeq, a predicted model, not a curated record